GGGCACCGCUGCCCGGGACGAGGUAGUGCUGGUGGUCGCUGCUAGGCUGUAUCGUGCCCGUCAGUCUCAGUAGCCCCCGCGCCGCCGCCGCACGCUCAGUGCCGUGUCUGUGUUGCUCGCCCGCCCUCACACCCACCACCUGAGAGCCUCCUCCUGGCCACACCCAGGCUCCCUGAGUGCAGGGCCUUUGGCACUUGUUGGGUGACGCCUUUCUGUUGACGGAAGUGUCACUGCCGAUGUCGUUCCUGCCAAAAGUUUGACAAGUGCUUGCUCAUAACAGUUUUUACUUGAUUUUUACACUUCCAUUCAUUAGAGGACUCGACCCAGCAAGAGUCUGUUUAUGAGUGAAAAAUGCAUUUUACUGAAGCCUAUGUUUAGUGUCGGUUGUGGGAAAAGAAGUAUCUAAUAUCAGAAAUAAAAAAAUAUAAUGUUUCAAGUUCAUACAAGCUGUUGAGCUGUAUUACAAGAUUUAUUUUUUGGUUGUAUGCAAAGUGACCGAAUGUUUUGGAAGUGAAGUGCAUUUGAAGUGGAAUGGGAAACGUAGAAGGUAAAGCGACCGGAGGAAGGCGGCGCGUAGAUCCCCCUUACUGCACGGCACGCCCCCUUCCUCCUCUGCCGAACGACGACGAGGAGGAGGACCUGGACCUUGAUUCUCCGCCUCCGUACCCGCCUCCGCCGCCGCCUUCAGAAGAGCGGUCCAAGCGGUAUUCCUGGCGGAUGUCUGACUCCGCCGUCUUUGGCCAAGGCGAAAAUAAGAGGCGCUCGUGGCUACUCAACUUAACCAACGGAGGCGACAAAACGAAGAGUAAAAUGGCGAAAGACGGUAAGGAUGUCGAUGAUGUUAACAGUAAGAUCAGUGUAGGUAGCAUGGAUGUGUCAGGGGGAGUUGGAGUGAAAGCUUCCUUUAAUGAACCACAUAUAAAUAUCCAAGAAAAUUCUUGGACUGUAGAGGGGAAGCCCGACGCAAACCAAACGACGGGGAAAGAAUCCCAUGUGUUUAUGUACAACAUUUCUGAUAAGGAAAAGGCGAUGCAUGGAGAGAAAGUCAUAAAGAUGAAGACUGAGUAUGUGAGAGGAGAAGACAGUAGUGCACCAGGAUACAGUGUUCUUCACGAAUGUCUUCAGCAUGACAUGAACUCUGAAGGCAGAAUGAUUCAUGAUCAAAACAAUACACAGCUUCCAUCUUUGGAUCUUAGCUGUACAUCCAACAUGAGUGAUGAGCUGAAAAACGUCAUUGACGAGCUUCGAGGCAAGCCAUCCACUGAAGACAGCACUGUAUUUAAAACUGUAUCUGAACAUAAACGAUUUGUCAGUAUCACAACUACGACUAAGAAGGAAGUAUCUUCGCAUAUUAAUAUUAAUGGCAAAGAAUAUAGUUCAACCACAAAUGAUUCUCUUAGUAAGCUGGAGGCAGAACUAAGUGCGUUGCUCUCUCCUGAACUGGAAUUACACACCAAUUCUGAGACAGUCAGUAACAAAAACACUUCCGUUUCCAUGCGUAUGGAAAAUGGGCAUGGGUCUGGGGCAAAUGUGGGGUUAGGUUCUAGCACCAGUCAGGCUCAUAGUUCACAAGUAAACCAAAGCUAUAACAUAUCAGUGACACCGACACUUCCAUUACCAGACAUUCAAGAAUUCUCUGGGAAAGGUAUUCCAUUGCUGCCUGACCUUGUGAAGGGCAACAAUAAGGGAGCCAUUACUGUUGAAAGUUCACUACAGGGGCGUGACAAAAAUGUAAAUGUGGGGGCGGGAGGCAGUAUAACCGGCCCAACUUGUGAUGUUCAAUUUGACAAAAGAGGAGAUUUUGGAGUUGGAAGAUUAGAUACAAAGUUUGAUAGUUCAUUACCACAGGGUAAAGGAGAAAUUGAUGGAUUACACAUAGGGGGAGCUGUGUCAGGUCCCAGAUUAGAGGUGUCAGCUGAAGGUAGCAAGUUCCAUACUCCAGGGGUAGCCUUGGCAGGUGAGAGUCUGCCACGGGGAGAUGUCAGCAUGUCAGUGGAGCCAGGGAUUCCUGUUGCACCUGAUGUAGGCAAGCCUGCCACUAAGAGUAAGAAACAAUCAUCUGGUCCUUGUGCUUGUUUGAGCAGUCCUAAGAAAAUCGAACAAGAAGAACCAUACAUAUCAGCGGGGGUUCAAGGGGAAGGCAAAGGAGAAUUACCGUCAGUGCCUGCUGGCUCAGUAGAAGUAGAAGGGAUAGACUCAGGUCUUAGAACCGAAGGUACAGUUACUGCAAAGAUUCCCCAGAAAAAACGCUCUGGUCCAAAAUCUAAACUUGGAUCAUGUUUUGGUAAACCCAAAUCAUCUGAAUUUGAUACCCCAGAAGCAGAUAUUAAAGGAGAGGUUGAAAUUAAGAGUCCAAGACCAACUGCGGAACCAAGAGCAGAAGCUAGUGUAAAUAUCCAAGUACCAGAUGAGAAUGUCAAAAUUGGGAAAGAUCCAGAGAAGAAAAAGGCAAAGUUUGGCUCAUGUUUUGGGAAGCCUAAAGAACCAGAGUAUGAUGUAAAGGGAGAAUCAUACAGAGUGAUAUCAGAUGAACCAGAAUUUGAAGGCAAGUUAGAUGUUGGUGCUGUAUCACCAACACCUGUGCCUCAAGUCAGUCUAGCAACAACCGCAGGUGAUAUCAGUUUUCAGACAAAACCAACAAAUGUUUCACCAUCUUUGAAAUAUGACAUACCCGAUUUCCCAAAAGUUGAGGCUAAUGUGGAAACUAGGGCAGGGGUAACUGGAGAAAUUGAGGGUGGUUUUUCGGGUGAUAUCCAUAAGGGAGAUGUACAGAUCGAAGCAAAUGCUCCAAAGAUUGGUGGUCAAAUUGCUAGUAAAGAAUACACAGCAGACAGUGACAUUUCCGGAAUUCCAGGAAAUAUGGAUAUCAAUAUUCCAGGUUUCAAAUUCUCCCAAAGUACUCCUAAAGCUACAAUAGAAGGGUCAUCAAGAGCUAACUUUGAUAGUGACAUCAGUCUCGACAUUGAAGGAAAGACUCCAGAUGCGAAGAUUAAGGGAGAAAUCCCUGGCUUGUCUCUCGAAGGUAAUUUGCCAAGUAUGUAUGCAUCUGGGGAAAAGACAAAUAUCAAAUAUUCUGAAGAUACUCCUGAAGUGAAAAUAGAAGGAAAACUACCAGAACCUAAAGGAGACUUCAAUGUUGACCUUGGAAUUGAUUUGCCACAUGUAGCUGGGGCAGAAAAAGAACUGGAAAUCAAAGCUGCAGGUGUGUCAGGUGUUGCUGUUACGGGCGACUUACCUGUCAUUGAUGUCCCCAAAGGAGAGGUUUCCAUACCAAGCAGUCCAAUCAAGCCAUCUGUAGGAAUUAAAGCUGAAGUUAAAGGUCCAAAGGGAUCAACAUCCCUUGAUGUACCUAAUGUUAAACCAAAGACAAAGAAAGCUAAGUUAGGUCCAUGUGCUUGUUUAGGGAAAUCAGGCAAGAUGGAUAUUGAAGAACCAUAUAUAGAAAAGGAAGGUGAAGUUAGUGGAAGAUUUGAAAAUGUUGAUGCAGACAUAGGAGUUCAAGUAGAGGGACCAAGGGUAAAGGGGCCUGAAGCCCAAAUUUCAGUUGAUGUUGAAUCUCCAGAGACAGAAAGAAGGAAAGCCAAGGUAUCAGGAAAGCCCAAGAUGUCAUUAGGAUCUUGCUUUGGAAAAGCAAAGCCACCUAGUGCCCAUGGUGAUUUAUCAGGUGAUGCUGGUGUUGAAGGAAGCAUUUCUGCUGAGCCACACAUCAAAGUUAAAGGAGCAGAUGUAGAAGGCCCAAGUGCAGAUAUUUCCCUUCCUAGAGGAAAGGCUGAAAUUGACAUUGAAUCUCCAGAAAUUAAAGCAAAAGGAGGAAAAGUGUCAGGCAAACCAAAGAUGAAAUUUGGGCCAUGUUUUGGUAAAGCUAAGGGUAAAGAUGUAGAAGCAGAAAGUGAAUACAAAAUUGAAGGCCCAUCUGUUAGUGGUGAGAUUAGUCCUUCAUCACCUGAGCUAAGAGCAGAUGUCAGUGUUGAAUCACCUAAAGCCAAAAUCAAAGGUGAGAAACCCAAAACAAAGUUUGGAUCUUGCCUUGGAAAACCCAAAGAGCCAAAAGUUGAAGGUGAAUAUCAAGUAGGAAAAAUAGCUGUUGAAGGUCCUGAAGUCAGUAGUAAAGUAGAAAUUCCUUCUGGUGAGGCUAGUGUUGCAUCACCAGCAGUGAGUGUAGAUAUCAGUGCUAAAUCACCUGAAGCUAAAAUCCAAGGGGAGAAACCUAAAUCUAAGCUGGGAUCUUGUUUUGGUAAACCAAAAGGCCCAAAAGUUGAAGGAGAAUAUAAGCCUGUUAGAGUUCAAGCUGAAAGUUCUGGAGCCAGUGGUGAGAUUAAGGUCGCAUCACCAGAGAUAAGAGGAGACAUUGGUGCCAAAGCCCCUGAAGUAGAAAUCAAAGGAGAAAAGCCAAAGUCAAAACUUGGAUCUUGCUUUGGGGAACCCAAAGGCCCUGAUGCUGGGGGUGAAUACAAAUCAAGUAAACUAGAAGUUGAAGGUCCAUCUGUUACUGGUGAGGCUAGUGUUGCAUCUCCCAAGGUUAGUGGAGAUGUUAGUGCCGAGUUGCCAAGAGGUGAAAUUAAAGGAGGAAAGCCCAAAUCUAAGUUGGGAUCAUGCUUUGGGAAACCUAAAGAACCGAAAGUGGCAGGUGAAUACAAACCAGCUGAAGUAAACAUCGAUGAGCCAUCUAUUAGUGGUGAGGCAAGUGUCAAAUCACCAGAGCUAGGUGGAGACAUUGGCAUUCAAUCAUCAAAAUUCAGUGGAGAUGCAAGCAUUAAACAUACAGAUGCAGAGAUCAAAGGAAAGAAGCCAAAAUCCAAUUUAGGAUCAUGUUUUGGGAAAUCUAAAUCACCAGAAAUUGAAGGAAAGGUUGAAGCAGAAAGACCAGAGAUCAGUGGGGAAGUUGGUAUUUCAUCACCAGAGCUUAAAGGUGAUGUAAAUAUUGAAUCACCAGAUGUAAGAAUUAAGGCAGAAAAACCGAAAUCAAAAUUGGGAUCAUGUUUCGGUAAACCUAGCACACCUAGAGCAGAAGGUGAAUACAUGGUUAGUACUGAAAAACCUGAAGCAGAGGCAGGAGUUUCAGUCAGAUCUCCUGCUAUUAAGGGUGAUGUUGAUCUAGAGUCCCCCGAGAUAAAGGUGAAAGGCAGUAAACCAAAGUCCAAACUUGGAUCAUGCUUUGGGAAACCAAAAAGUGGAAAGAUAGAAGGUGAAUACAAGCCAGGAAGUGUUGACAUAGAAGGUCCUGAAGUGAGUGCAGGAGCCAGUGUCAAGCCUCCUACCAUUGAAGGAGAAAUUGAUGUUGAAUCACCUGCAGUAGAAGUGAAAGGCAAGAAGGUUUCUGGAAAGCCGAAAGCCAAACUAGGAUCAUGCUUUGGAAAACCCAAAGAACCUAAAGUUAAAGGAGAAAUAGACAUUGAAGGUCCAAGAGUAGAAGGUGAAGUGCCUACUGGGAAAGCUGAAGUAGGUGUCAAGGCUCCUGAGAUGAAAGUGAAGAGUAAGAAGGUAAAAGGAAAAUCUGCUCCACUAUGUGCUUCAUGCAUUGGAAAGGCAUCACCUCCAGAUGUAGAUAUAGAUGCUGAUGUAGAACCAGGAAGCAUUAAGAUUCGUCCAGAAAAACCAAGCAUGGAAGGAAAAAUAUCAGUAGAAGGUCCAAGUAUUGAUGUUGAACCAGUAAAAGUAAACGUAAAGGGACCUUCAAUGCCUGAAGUACCAGAAAUGAAAGGUAAUUUGGAUGUGGAAGCAGAUCUACCUGAUUUUGAACCAUCCAUUAAAAUCAAGGGUGAUAUUCCAGAUAUCCCGAAAGUAGAAGCAGAAAUGGGAGGAAAAGCAGAUAUUCCAGAAAUUGAAAUCAAGGGUAAUGUGCCAGCACUUCCAAAGAUAGAAGCAAGUGUGGAUGCACCUGAAUUGAAAGUGGAAGGAGAGCUCCCAAAACUGAAAACGGAAGGUGAUAUUGACAUUGGAAUAAAUGUUCCAAGUAUAUCAGGAGAUAUUAAGGGACUGAAUAUUGAAACACCCGACUUCCCAAGUGGCAAAAUUGAAGGAGAUAUUAAGGGUGACUUACCAAGCAUUGAGAUUCCUAAAGCUGAAGUCUCUCUACCAGCAGGCCCUGAAUUACCAAGUGCAGAAAUCAAGGGAGAAUUGAAGGGUCCAGAGAUCUCAGGUUCAGCCCAAAUACCAAAGGCAGAACUGAAGACAAAGAAAGCAAAACUUGGUCCAUGUGCUUGUUUAGGCAAAUCAGGCAAAAUUGGCAAAGAAGAACCAUACAUGGCUGCAGAAGCUGGAGGAAAAAUAAGUGGAGAAGUUGAAGGUGUAGAUGUGGGUGUAGAAGGACCCAAAGGUAGUGUUGCAGUAGAUGUUGAAUCACCUGAGAUAAAGGGUAAGAAAGUAAAGGCCUCAGGCAAGCCUAAGAUGUCAUUAGGAUCAUGCUUUGGGAAAGCAAAGCCACCUAGUGCCCGUGGUGAUGUAUCAGCUGAUGCUGGUGUUGAAGGAAGCAUUUCUGCUGAGCCACACCUCAAAGUUGAAGGAGCCGAUAUUGCAGGUCCAAGUGCAGAUAUUUCUCUUCCAGAAGGAAAGGCUGAAGUUGAUAUUGAAUCCCCAGAAGUUAAAGUGAAAGGAGGAAAAGUAUCAGGCAAACCCAAGAUGAAAUUUGGACCCUGUUUCGGCAAAGGCAAAGAUGUAGAAGUAGAAGGUGAAUACAAAUCAAGUAAAGUAGAAGUUAAAGGUCCAUCUGUCAGUGGUGAAGUCAGUGCAGCCUCACCUGAAAUGAGUGGAGACAUUAGUGUUGAAUCACCUAAAGCUAAAAUCCAAGGAGAAAAGCCUAAAUCUAAAUUAGGAUCCUGUUUUGGGAAACCCAAAGGGCCAAAGGUGGAAGGUGAAUACAAGCCAGCUAAAGUUAGUGCCGAGGGUCCAGAAGUUAGUGGUGAAGUUUCUGUUGCCUCACCAGAGAUAAGUGCAGAGAUCAGUGCUGAACCACCCAAAGCUAAACUCAAAGGGGAGAAACCUAAAUCAAAAUUAGGAUCUUGCUUUGGUAAGCCCAAAGGCCCAAAAGUUGAAGGAGAAUAUAAACCAUCAAGUGUUGAUGUUGAAUGCCCAGAAGUAAGUAGUGAUGUAGGGGUUCCAUCGGCUGAAGUUAAGGGUGACAUUAAGGUUGAUUCACCUGAUGUAAGAUUUAAAGAAGGUAAACCCAAAUCAAAGUUUGGAUCCUGCUUUGGAAAACCUAAAUCGCCUGGAAUUGAAGGUGAAUACAAACCAGGAAAAAUUAGUGUAGAAGGACCUGAAGCAGAGGCAGGAGUUUCAGCCAGAUCUCCUGCUAUUAAGGGUGAUCUUGAUCUAGAGUCCCCUGAGAUAAAGGUGAAAGGCAGUAAACCAAAGUCCAAAUUUGGAUCAUGCUUUGGGAAACCAAAAAGUGGAAAGAUAGAAGGUGAAUACAAGCCAGGAAGUGUUGACAUAGAAGGUCCUGAUGUGAGUGCAGGAGCCAGUGUCAAGCCUCCUACCAUUGAAGGAGAAAUUGAUAUUGAAUCACCUGAAGUAGAAGUGAAAGGUAAGAAGGUUUCUGGAAAGCCGAAAGCCAAACUAGGAUCAUGCUUUGGCAAACCCAAAGAACCUAAAGUUAAAGGAGAAAUAGACAUUGAAGGUCCAAGAGUAGAAGGUGAAGUGCCUACUGGGAAAGCUGAAGUAGGUGUCAAGGCUCCUGAGAUGAAAGUGAAGAGUAAGAAGGUAAAAGGAAAAUCUGCUCCACUAUGUGCUUCAUGUAUUGGAAAGGCAUCACCUCCAGAUGUAGAUAUAGAUGCUGAUGUAGAACCAGGAAGCAUAAAGAUUCGUCCUGAGAAACCAAGCAUGGAAGGUAAAAUAUCAGUAGAAGGUCCAAGUAUUGAUGUUGAACCAGUAAAAGUAAACGUAAAGGGACCUUCAAUGCCUGAAGUACCAGAAAUGAAAGGUAAUUUGGAUGUAGAAGCAGAUCUACCUGAUUUUGAACCAUCCUUUAAAAUCAAGGGUGAUAUUCCAGAUAUCCCGAAAGUAGAAGCAGAAAUGGGAGGAAAAGCAGAUAUUCCAGAAAUUGAAAUCAAGGGUAAUGUGCCAGCACUUCCAAAGAUAGAGGCAAGUGUGGAUGCACCUGAAUUGAAAGUGGAAGGAGAGCUCCCAAAACUGAAAACGGAAGGUGAUAUUGACAUUGGAAUAAAUGUUCCAAGUAUAUCAGGAGAUAUUAAGGGACUGAAUAUUGAAACACCCGACUUCCCAAGUGGCAAAAUUGAAGGAGAUAUUAAGGGUGACUUACCAAGCAUUGAGAUUCCUAAAGCUGAAGUCUCUCUACCAGCAGGCCCUGAAUUACCAAGUGCAGAAAUCAAGGGAGAAUUGAAGGGUCCAGAGAUCUCAGGUUCAGCCCAAAUACCAAAGGCAGAACUAAAGACAAAGAAAGCAAAACUUGGUCCAUGUGCUUGUUUAGGCAAAUCAGGCAAAAUUGACAAAGAAGAACCAUACAUGGCUGCAGAAGCUGGAGGAAAAAUAAGUGGAGAAGUUGAAGGUGUAGAUGUGGGUGUAGAAGGACCCAAAGGUAGUGUUGCAGUAGAUGUUGAAUCACCUGAGAUAAAGGGUAAGAAAGUAAAGGCCUCAGGCAAGCCUAAGAUGUCAUUAGGAUCAUGCUUUGGGAAAGCAAAGCCACCUAGUGCCCGUGGUGAUGUAUCAGCUGAUGCUGGAGUUGAAGGAAGCAUUUCUGCUGAUCCACACCUCAAAGUUGAAGGAGCCGAUAUUGCAGGUCCAAGUGCAGAUAUUUCCCUACCAGAAGGAAAGGCUGAAGUUGAUAUUGAAUCCCCAGAAGUUAAAGUGAAAGGAAGAAAAGUAUCAGGCAAACCCAAGAUGAAAUUUGGACCCUGUUUCGGCAAAGGCAAAGAUGUAGAAGUAGAAGGUGAAUACAAACCAAGUAAAGUAGAAGUUAAAGGUCCAUCUGUCAGUGGUGAAGUCAGUGCAGCCUCACCUGAAAUGAGUGGAGACAUUAGUGUUGAAUCACCUAAAGCUAAAAUCCAAGGAGAAAAGCCUAAAUCUAAAUUAGGGUCUUGCUUUGGGAAACCCAAAAGCCCAGAAGCAGAAAUUGAAUAUAAACCUGCCAAAAUUUCAGCCGAAAGUCCAGCAAUUACUGGUGAAAUUAGUGGUGCAUCAGCUGAGAUGAAGGGUGAUGUUAAUGUUGGUUCGCCUGAUGUAAAAGUGAAAGGAGGAAAACCCAAAUCAAAGAUUGGAUCCUGUUUUGGAAAACCAAAAUCACCUGAAAUUGAAGGUGAAUACAAACCAGGAAAAAUUAGUGUAGAAGGACCCGAAGCAGAGGCAGGAGUGUCAGCCAGAUCUCCUGCUAUUAAGGGUGAUGUUGAUCUAGAGUCCCCUGAGAUAAAGGUGAAAGGCAGUAAACCAAAGUCCAAAUUUGGAUCAUGCUUUGGAAAACCAAAAAGUGGAAAGAUAGAAGGUGAAUACAAGCCAGGAAGUGUAGACAUAGAAGGUCCUGAUGUGAGUGCAGGAGCCAGUGUCAAGCCUCCUACCAUUGAAGGAGAAAUUGAUGUUGAAUCACCUGCAGUAGAAGUGAAAGGCAAGAAGGUUUCUGGAAAGCCGAAAGCCAAACUAGGAUCAUGCUUUGGAAAACCCAAAGAACCUAAAGUUAAAGGAGAAAUAGACAUUGAAGGUCCAAGAGUAGAAGGUGAAGUGCCUACUGGGAAAGCUGAAGUAGGUGUCAAGGCUCCUGAGAUGAAAGUGAAGAGUAAGAAGGUAAAAGGAAAAUCUGCUCCACUAUGUGCUUCAUGCAUAGGAAAGGCAUCACCUCCAGAUGUAGAUAUAGAUGCUGAUGUAGAACCAGGAAGCAUUAAGAUUCGUCAAGAAAAACCAAGCAUGGAAGGUAAGAUAUCAGUAGAAGGUCCAAGUAUUGAUGUUAAACCAGUAAAAGUAAACGUAAAGGGACCUUCAAUGCCUGAAGUACCAGAAAUGAAAGGUAAUUUGGAUGUGGAAGCAGAUCUACCUGAUUUUGAACCAUCCUUUAAAAUCAAGGGUGAUAUUCCAGAUAUCCCGAAAGUAGAAGCAGAAAUGGGAGGAAAAGCAGAUAUUCCAGAAAUUGAAAUCAAGGGUAAUGUGCCAGCACUUCCAAAGAUAGAGGCAAGUGUGGAUGCACCUGAAUUGAAAGUGGAAGGAGAGCUCCCAAAACUGAAAACGGAAGGUGAUAUUGACAUUGGAAUAAAUGUUCCAAGUAUAUCAGGAGAUAUUAAGGGACUGAAUAUUGAAACACCCGACUUCCCAAGUGGCAAUAUUGAAGGAGAUAUUAAGGGUGACUUACCAAGCAUUGAGAUUCCUAAAGCUGAAGUCUCUCUACCAGCAGGCCCUGAAUUACCAAGUGCAGAAAUCAAGGGAGAAUUGAAGGGUCCAGAGAUCUCAGGUUCAGCCCAAAUACCAAAGGCAGAACUGAAGGCAAAGAAAGCAAAACUUGGUCCAUGUGCUUGUUUAGGCAAAUCAGGCAAAAUUGGCAAAGAAGAACCAUACAUGGCUGCAGAAGCUGGAGGAAAAAUAAGUGGAGAAGUUGAAGGUGUAGAUGUGGGUGUAGAAGGACCCAAAGGUAGUGUUGCAGUAGAUGUUGAAUCACCUGAGAUAAAGGGUAAGAAAGUUAAGGCCUCAGGCAAGCCUAAGAUGUCAUUAGGAUCAUGCUUUGGGAAAGCUAAGCCACCUAGUGCCCGUGGUGAUGUAUCAGCUGAUGCUGGUGUUGAAGGAAGCAUUUCUGCUGAGCCACACCUCAAAGUUGAAGGAGCCGAUAUUGCAGGUCCAAGUGCAGAUAUUUCCCUUCCAGAAGGAAAGGCUGAAGUUGAUAUUGAAUCCCCAGAAGUUAAAGUGAAAGGAGGAAAAGUAUCAGGAAAACCCAAGAUGAAAUUUGGACCCUGUUUCGGCAAAGGCAAAGAUGUAGAAGUAGAAGGUGAAUACAAACCAAGUAAAGUAGAAGUUAAAGGUCCAUCUGUCAGUGGUGAAGUCAGUGCAGCCUCACCUGAAAUGAGUGGAGACAUUAGUGUUGAAUCACCUAAAGCUAAAAUCAAAGGAGAAAAGUCUAAAUCUAAAUUAGGGUCUUGCUUUGGGAAACCCAAAAGCCCAGAAGCAGAAAUUGAAUAUAAGCCUGCCAAAAUUUCAGCCGAAAGUCCUGCAAUUACUGGUGAAAUUAGUGGUGCAUCAGCUGAGAUGAAGGGUGAUGUUAAUGUUGGUUCGCCUGAUGUAAAAGUGAAAGGAGGAAAACCCAAAUCAAAGAUUGGAUCCUGUUUUGGAAAACCAAAAUCACCUGAAAUUGAAGGUGAAUACAAACCAGGAAAAAUUAGUGUAGAAGGACCUGAAGCAGAGGCAGGAGUUUCAGCAAGAUCUCCUGCUAUUAAGGGUGAUGUUGAACUAGAGUCCCCUGAGAUAAAGGUGAAAGGCAGUAAACCAAAGUCCAAAUUUGGAUCAUGCUUUGGAAAACCAAAAAGUGGAAAGAUAGAAGGUGAAUACAAGCCAGGAAGUGUAGACAUAGAAGGUCCUGAUGUGAGUACAGGAGCCAGUGUCAAGCCUCCUACCAUUGAAGGAGAAAUUGAUGUUGAAUCACCUGCAGUAGAACUGAAAGGCAAGAAGGUUUCUGGAAAGCCGAAAGCCAAACUAGGAUCAUGCUUUGGCAAACCCAAAGAACCUAAAGUUAAAGGAGAAAUAGACAUUGAAGGUCCAAGAGUAGAAGGUGAAGUGCCUACUGGGAAAGCUGAAGUAGGUGUCAAGGCUCCUGAGAUGAAAGUGAAGAGUAAGAAGGUAAAAGGAAAAUCUGCUCCACUAUGUGCUUCAUGUAUUGGAAAGGCAUCACCUCCAGAUGUAGAUAUAGAUGCUGAUGUAGAACCAGGAAGCAUAAAGAUUCGUCCUGAGAAACCAAGCAUGGAAGGUAAAAUAUCAGUAGAAGGUCCAAGUAUUGAUGUUGAACCAGUAAAAGUAAACGUAAAGGGACCUUCAAUACCUGAAGUACCAGAAAUGAAAGGUAAUUUGGAUGUGGAAGCAGAUCUACCUGAUUUUGAACCAUCCUUUAAAAUCAAGGGUGAUAUUCCAGAUAUCCCGAAAGUAGAAGCAGAAAUGGGAGGAAAAGCAGAUAUUCCAGAAAUUGAAAUCAAGGGUAAUGUGCCAGCACUUCCAAAGAUAGAGGCAAGUGUGGAUGCACCUGAAUUGAAAGUGGAAGGAGAGCUCCCAAAACUGAAAACGGAAGGUGAUAUUGACAUUGGAAUAAAUGUUCCAAGUAUAUCAGGAGAUAUUAAGGGACUGAAUAUUGAAACACCCGACUUCCCAAGUGGCAAAAUUGAAGGAGAUAUUAAGGGUGACUUACCAAGCAUUGAGAUUCCUAAAGCUGAAGUCUCUCUACCAGCAGGCCCUGAAUUACCAAGUGCAGAAAUCAAGGGAGAAUUGAAGGGUCCAGAGAUCUCAGGUUCAGCCCAAAUACCAAAGGCAGAACUAAAGACAAAGAAAGCAAAACUUGGUCCAUGUGCUUGUUUAGGCAAAUCAGGCAAAAUUGGCAAAGAAGAACCAUACAUGGCUGCAGAAGCUGGAGGAAAAAUAAGUGGAGAAGUUGAAGGUGUAGAUGUGGGUGUAGAAGGACCCAAAGGUAGUGUUGCAGUAGAUGUUGAAUCACCUGAGAUAAAGGGUAAGAAAGUUAAGGCCUCAGGCAAGCCUAAGAUGUCAUUAGGAUCAUGCUUUGGGAAAGCUAAGCCACCUAGUGCCCGUGGUGAUGUAUCAGCUGAUGCUGGUGUUGAAGGAAGCAUUUCUGCUGAGCCACACCUCAAAGUUGAAGGAGCCGAUAUUGCAGGUCCAAGUGCAGAUAUUUCCCUACCAGAAGGAAAGGCUGAAGUUGAUAUUGAAUCCCCAGAAGUUAAGGUGAAAGAAGGAAAAGUAUCAGGCAAACCCAAGAUGAAAUUUGGACCCUGUUUCGGCAAAGGCAAAGACGUAGAAGUAGAAGGUGAAUACAAACCAAGUAAAGUAGAAGUUAAAGGUCCAUCUGUCAGUGGUGAAGUCAGUACAGCCUCACCUGAAAUGAGUGGAGACAUUAGUGUUGAAUCACCUAAGGUUAAAAUCAAAGGAGAAAAACCCAAAUCCAAACUAGGAUCCUGCUUUGGAAAGCCAAAAGGUCCAGAAGUUGAGGGUGAAUAUGAUCCUGCUAAACUAGAUGUUGAAGGUCCAGAAGUUAGAGGUGGAGUAGGUGUUUCUUCACCGGAGGUCACAGGGGAUAUUAAUGUUGAGUCUCCAGAUGUGAAAGUCAAAGCAGGAAAACCAAAAGCAAAGUUAGGAUCCUGUUUCGGUAAACCUAAAUCACCUGAAGUUGAGGGUACAUAUAAACCAGGAAAAGUUAGUGUAGAAGGACCCGAAGCAGAGGCAGGAGUUUCAGCCAGAUCUCCUGCUAUUAAGGGUGAUCUUGAUCUAGAGUCCCCUGAGAUAAAGGUGAAAGGCAGUAAACCAAAGUCCAAACUUGGAUCAUGCUUUGGGAAACCAAAAAGUGGAAAGAUAGAAGGUGAAUACAAGCCAGGAAGUGUAGACAUAGAAGGUCCUGAUGUGAGUGCAGGAGCCAGUGUCAAGCCUCCUGCCAUUGAAGGAGAAAUUGAUGUUGAAUCACCUGCAGUAGAAGUGAAAGGUAAAAAGGUUUCUGUAAAGCCGAAAGCCAAACUAGGAUCAUGCUUUGGCAAACCCAAAGAACCUAAAGUUAAAGGAGAAAUAGACAUUGAAGGUCCAAGAGUAGAAGGUGAAGUGCCUACUGGGAAAGCUGAAGUAGGUGUCAAGGCUCCUGAGAUGAAAGUGAAGAGUAAGAAGGUAAAAGGAAAAUCUGCUCCACUAUGUGCUUCAUGCAUUGGAAAGGCAUCACCUCCAGAUGUAGAUAUAGAUGCUGAUGUAGAACCAGGAAGCAUUAAGAUUCGUCCUGAAAAACCCAGCAUGGAAGGUAAAAUAUCAGUAGAAGGACCAAGUAUUGAUGUUGAACCAGUAAAAGUAAAAGUAAAGGGACCUUCAAUACCUGAAGUACCAGAAAUGAAAGGUAAUAUGGAUGUGGAAGCAGAUCUACCUGAUUUUGAACCAUCCAUUAAAAUCAAGGGUGAUAUUCCAGAUAUCCCAAAAGUAGAAGCAGAAAUGGGAGGAAAAGCAGAUAUUCCAGAAAUUGAAAUCAAGGGUAAUGUGCCAGCACUUCCAAAGAUAGAGGCAAGUGUGGAUGCACCUGAAUUGAAAGUGGAAGGAGAGCUCCCAAAACUGAAAACGGAAGGUGAUAUUGACAUUGGAAUAAAUGUUCCAAGUAUAUCAGGAGAUAUUAAGGGACUGAAUAUUGAAACACCCGACUUCCCAAGUGGCAAAAUUGAAGGAGAUAUUAAGGGUGACUUACCAAGCAUUGAGAUUCCUAAAGCUGAAGUCUCUCUACCAGCAGGCCCUGAAUUAUCAAGUGCAGAAAUCAAGGGAGAAUUGAAGGGUCCAGAGAUCUCAGGUUCAGCCCAAAUACCAAAGGCAGAACUGAAGACAAAGAAAGCAAAACUUGGUCCAUGUGCUUGUUUAGGCAAAUCAGGCAAAAUUGGCAAAGAAGAACCAUACAUGGCUGCAGAAGCUGGAGGAAAAAUAAGUGGAGAAGUUGAAGGUGUAGAUGUGGGUGUAGAAGGACCCAAAGGUAGUGUUGCAGUAGAUGUUGAAUCACCUGAGAUAAAGGGUAAGAAAGUUAAGGCCUCAGGCAAGCCUAAGAUGUCAUUAGGAUCAUGCUUUGGGAAAGCAAAGCCACCUAGUGCCCGUGGUGAUGUAUCAGCUGAUGCUGGUGUUGAAGGAAGCAUUUCUGCUGAGCCACACCUCAAAGUUGAAGGAGCCGAUAUUGCAGGUCCAAGUGCAGAUAUUUCCCUACCAGAAGGAAAGGCUGAAGUUGAUAUUGAAUCCCCAGAAGUUAAGGUGAAAGAAGGAAAAGUAUCAGGCAAACCCAAGAUGAAAUUUGGACCCUGUUUCGGCAAAGGCAAAGACGUAGAAGUAGAAGGUGAAUACAAACCAAGUAAAGUAGAAGUUAAAGGUCCAUCUGUCAGUGGUGAAGUCAGUACAGCCUCACCUGAAAUGAGUGGAGACAUUAGUGUUGAAUCACCUAAGGUUAAAAUCAAAGGAGAAAAACCCAAAUCCAAACUAGGAUCCUGCUUUGGAAAGCCAAAAGGUCCAGAAGUUGAGGGUGAAUAUGAUCCUGCUAAACUAGAUGUUGAAGGUCCAGAAGUUAGAGGUGGAGUAGGUGUUUCUUCACCGGAGGUCACAGGGGAUAUUAAUGUUGAGUCUCCAGAUGUGAAAGUCAAAGCAGGAAAACCAAAAGCAAAGUUAGGAUCCUGUUUCGGUAAACCUAAAUCACCUGAAGUUGAGGGUACAUAUAAACCAGGAAAAGUUAGUGUAGAAGGACCCGAAGCAGAGGCAGGAGUUUCAGCCAGAUCUCCUGCUAUUAAGGGUGAUCUUGAUCUAGAGUCCCCUGAGAUAAAGGUGAAAGGCAGUAAACCAAAGUCCAAACUUGGAUCAUGCUUUGGGAAACCAAAAAGUGGAAAGAUAGAAGGUGAAUACAAGCCAGGAAGUGUAGACAUAGAAGGUCCUGAUGUGAGUGCAGGAGCCAGUGUCAAGCCUCCUGCCAUUGAAGGAGAAAUUGAUGUUGAAUCACCUGCAGUAGAAGUGAAAGGUAAGAAGGUUUCUGUAAAGCCGAAAGCCAAACUAGGAUCAUGCUUUGGCAAACCCAAAGAACCUAAAGUUAAAGGAGAAAUAGACAUUGAAGGUCCAAGAGUAGAAGGUGAAGUGCCUACUGGGAAAGCUGAAGUAGGUGUCAAGGCUCCUGAGAUGAAAGUGAAGAGUAAGAAGGUAAAAGGAAAAUCUGCUCCACUAUGUGCUUCAUGCAUUGGAAAGGCAUCACCUCCAGAUGUAGAUAUAGAUGCUGAUGUAGAACCAGGAAGCAUUAAGAUUCGUCCUGAGAAACCCAGCAUGGAAGGUAAAAUAUCAGUAGAAGGACCAAGUAUUGAUGUUGAACCAGUAAAAGUAAAAGUAAAGGGACCUUCAAUACCUGAAGUACCAGAAAUGAAAGGUAAUAUGGAUGUGGAAGCAGAUCUACCUGAUUUUGAACCAUCCAUUAAAAUCAAGGGUGAUAUUCCAGAUAUCCCAAAAGUAGAAGCAGAAAUGGGAGGAAAAGCAGAUAUUCCAGAAAUUGAAAUCAAGGGUAAUGUGCCAGCACUUCCAAAGAUAGAGGCAAGUGUGGAUGCACCUGAAUUGAAAGUGGAAGGAGAGCUCCCAAAACUGAAAACGGAAGGUGAUAUUGACAUUGGAAUAAAUGUUCCAAGUAUAUCAGGAGAUAUUAAGGGACUGAAUAUUGAAACACCCGACUUCCCAAGUGGCAAAAUUGAAGGAGAUAUUAAGGGUGACUUACCAAGCAUUGAGAUUCCUAAAGCUGAAGUCUCUCUACCAGCAGGCCCUGAAUUAUCAAGUGCAGAAAUCAAGGGAGAAUUGAAGGGUCCAGAGAUCUCAGGUUCAGCCCAAAUACCAAAGGCAGAACUGAAGACAAAGAAAGCAAAACUUGGUCCAUGUGCUUGUUUAGGCAAAUCAGGCAAAAUUGGCAAAGAAGAACCAUACAUGGCUGCAGAAGCUGGAGGAAAAAUAAGUGGAGAAGUUGAAGGUGUAGAUGUGGGUGUAGAAGGACCCAAAGGUAGUGUUGCAGUAGAUGUUGAAUCACCUGAGAUAAAGGGUAAGAAAGUAAAGGCCUCAGGCAAGCCUAAGAUGUCAUUAGGAUCAUGCUUUGGGAAAGCAAAGCCACCUAGUGCCCGUGGUGAUGUAUCAGCUGAUGCUGGUGUUGAAGGAAGCAUUUCUGCUGAGCCACACCUCAAAGUUGAAGGAGCCGAUAUUGCAGGUCCAAGUGCAGAUAUUUCCCUUCCAGAAGGAAAGGCUGAAGUUGAUAUUGAAUCCCCAGAAGUUAAAGUGAAAGGAGGAAAAGUAUCAGGCAAACCCAAGAUGAAAUUUGGACCCUGUUUCGGCAAAGGCAAAGAUGUAGAAGUAGAAGGUGAAUACAAACCAAGUAAAGUAGAAGUUAAAGGUCCAUCUGUCAGUGGGGAAGUCAGUACAGCCUCACCUGAAAUGAGUGGAGACAUUAGUGUUGAAUCACCUAAAGUUAAAAUCAAAGGAGAAAAACCCAAAUCCAAACUAGGAUCCUGCUUUGGAAAACCAAAAGGUCCAGAAGUUGAGGGUGAAUAUGAUCCUGCUAAACUAGAUGUUGAAGGUCCAGAAGUUAGAGGUGGAGUAGGUGUUUCUUCUGCAGAGGUCACAGGGGAUAUUAAUGUUGAGUCUCCGGCUGUGAAAGUCAAAGCUGGAAAACCAAAAACAAAGCUAGGAUCCUGUUUCGGUAAACCUAAAUCACCUGAAGUUGAGGGUGAAUAUAAACCUGAAAUUGAUGUUGAAGGACAUAAAGCAGGAGCCGAGGUUUCAGUCAGGGCCCCAGACGUAGAGGGUCAUAUUGAUGUAGACUCACCAGAUAUGAAGAUCAAGAGAGGAAAACCAAAGUCUAGACUGGGACCCUGCUUUGGAAAGGCAAAGGGUGAAGUAGAAAGCGAAUAUAAACCAGGAAGUGUUUCUAUAAAAGGUCCUGAUGUUGGUGCAGAAGCAAGUGUACAGAGUCCUGAUCUUGGAGCGGGAGUAAAUGUGAAAAGUCCUGGAAAUGAAGGUGAAAUUGAUAUCGAAUCACCAAAAGUGGAAGUUAAAGGCAAAAAGGUAUCUGGAAAGCCUAAAGUUAACCUUGGAUCUUGCUUUGGUAAACCCAAGGAACCAAAGAUCGAAGUGGAUAUUGAAGGCAGAGGUGCACAAGUGUCAGUAGAUGCACCAAAUGUUGCUGUUGAACCAUCGGUGAAAGUAGUUGGCCCAUCAGUACCUAGACUUCCUGAUGUGAGAGGAGACUUAGAAGUGAAAAUAGAUGAGCCAGAUUUUGAACCCUCCCUGGAAAUCAAGGGUGAUAUUCCUGAUAUACCAAAAGUUAAGGCAGAAAUAGGUGGCAAAGCAAAUAUACCGGAAAUUGAAAUGCAGGGGAGUGUUCCAAAGCUUCCUGAAAUUAAAGCAACUAUUGGUUCACCUGAACUAAAGACCGAGGGGGAUGUUGGUUUUGGGGUAAGUGCUCCAAGUAUUUCAGGAGAUAUCAAGGGUGAUAUUCCCAAAGUUGAAGUCACUGUACCAUCGGGCCCUGCAUUACCAAGCACAGAAAUUAAAGGUGAGAUUAAGAGCCCAGCUUUAUCAGGUUCAGCAGAGAUACCAAAGGCUGAAAUAAAGACAAAGAAGGCAAAACUUGGUCCCUGCACUUGCAUGGGCAAAUCAGGCAAAGAAGAGCCAUAUAUAGCAGCAGGAGGAGGGAAAAUAAGUGGAGAAGUUGAAAGCAUAGAUGCAGGCAUUGAAAGACCAAAAGGCAAUAUUUCAGUUGAGGUGGAUUCUCCUGAGAUAAAGAACAAAAAGGUUAAGGCCUCAGGAAAGCCUAAGAUGUCAUUAGGAUCUUGCUUUGGUAAAGGAAAGCCUCCUAGUGGAGAAAUUUCAACUGGCCUUGAUGUAGAUGUAAAGCCAGAUCAACCUGACUUUGAAAUCUCUGCCGAGGCUCCAGUUCCACCAAUGCGAAAGGGAAAGAAAUUUAAGGUUAAAUCUCCAGAUAUUGAUAUGAAUAUGGGAAGCAUAGAUAUAAAUGCUGAUGUUCCAGAAGUUGGAGGAAUAGAUGUUUCUGGUAUUGGAAUGAAGGCAGUUGGACCAGAUAUCAAUGGAAGUCUUGAUAUGCCAGAAUUUGAAGGCCGUAUAAAAAGCCCACAUGUAAAGAGUAGUAUUGAUAUUCCAGAAGUUGAAGGCAAGAUCGAUAUGCCUGAAAUUAAAGGUAGUGGAGAAAUCGAAGGAUAUGGUGGUAAGAUAACUAUGCCACAUAUCAAAGGAAAUACUGACAUUCCAGGAUUAAGUGGCAAAAUUAGCAUGCCAGAAGUGAAUGGAAAUGUUGAUAUUCCAUCCUUUGGAAGCAAAAUUGAUAUGCCAGAUCUUAAUGGUAAAGCGGAUAUUCAAGGAUUUAGAGGCAAGGUUGACAUGCCAGAAAUCAAGGGCAAGGUAGACAUGCCAGAAAUCAAGGGCAGUGCUGAAAUGCCAGGCUUUGGAGGCAAGGUAGACAUGCCAGAAAUCAAGGGCAGUGUUGGAAUGCCAGGCUUUGGAGGCAAGUUUGACAUGCCAGAAAUCAAGGGCAGUGUUGGAAUGCCAGGCUUUGGAGGCAAGGUUGACAUGCCAGAAAUCAAGGGCAGUGCUGAAAUGCCAGGCUUUGAAGGCAAGGUAGACAUGCCAGAAAUCAAGGGCAGUGUUGGAAUGCCAGGCUUUGGAGGCAAGGUAGACAUGCCAGAAAUCAAGGGCAGUGCUGAAAUGCCAGGCUUUGGAGGCAAGGUAGACAUGCCAGAAAUCAAGGGCAGUGCUGAAAUGCCAGGCUUUGGAGGCAAGGUAGACAUGCCAGAAAUCAAGGGCAGUGUUGGAAUGCCAGGCUUUGGAGGCAAGUUUGACAUGCCAGAAAUCAAGGGCAGUGUUGGAAUGCCAGGCUUUGGAGGCAAGGUUGACAUGCCAGAAAUCAAGGGCAAGGUAGACAUGCCAGAAAUCAAGGGCAGUGCUGAAAUGCCAGGCUUUGGAGGCAAGGUAGACAUGCCAGAAAUCAAGGGCAGUGUUGAAAUGCCAGGCUUUGGAGGCAAGGUAGACAUGCCAGAAAUCAAGGGCAGUGUUGGAAUGCCAGGCUUUGGAGGCAAGGUAGACAUGCCAGAAAUCAAGGGCAGUGCUGAAAUGCCAGCCUUUGGAGGCAAGGUAGACAUGCCAGAAAUCAAGGGCAGUGUUGGAAUGCCAGGCUUUGGAGGCAAGGUAGACAUGCCAGAAAUCAAGGGCAGUGUUGGAAUGCCAGGCUUUGGAGGCAAGGUUGACAUGCCAGAAAUCAAGGGCAAGGUAGACAUGCCAGAAAUCAAGGGCAGUGUUGGAAUGCCCGGCUUUGGAGGCAAGGUAGACAUGCCAGAAAUCAAGGGCAGUGUUGGAAUGCCAGGCUUUGGAGGCAAGGUAGACAUGCCAGAAAUCAAGGGCAAGUUUGACAUGCCAGAAAUCAAGGGCAGUGCUGAAAUGCCAGGCUUUGGAGGCAAGGUUGACAUGCCAGAAAUUAAGGGCAGUGCUGAUAUGCCAGGCUUUGAAGGCAAGGUUGACAUGCCAGAAAUCAAGGGCAGUGUUGGAAUGCCAGGCUUUGGAGGCAAGGUAGACAUGCCAGAAAUCAAGGGCAAGGUAGACAUGCCAGAAAUCAAGGGCAGUGUUGAAAUGCCAGGCUUUGGAGGCAAGGUAGACAUGCCAGAAAUCAAGGGCAGUGUUGGAAUGCCAGGCUUUGGAGGCAAGGUAGACAUGCCAGAAAUCAAGGGCAGUGUUGGAAUGCCAGGCUUUGGAGGCAAGGUUGACAUGCCAGAAAUCAAGGGCAGUGCUGAAUGCCAGGCUUUGGAGGCAAGGUUGACAUGCCAGAAAUCAAGGGCAGUGUUGGAAUGCCAGGCUUUGGAGGCAAGUUGACAUGCCAGAAAUCAA
Molecule: messenger RNA, 20538 nt
Organism: Penaeus chinensis
Lineage: Eukaryota; Metazoa; Arthropoda; Malacostraca; Decapoda; Penaeidae
Product: neuroblast differentiation-associated protein AHNAK-like
Exons: 9
Coding region: 532-20523 (6663 amino acids)
Biological process (GO): regulation of RNA splicing
Cellular component (GO): cytoplasm; nucleus
Source: RefSeq, a predicted model, not a curated record